Messenger RNA from Uloborus diversus, 6291 nucleotides. RefSeq names its product acetylcholinesterase-1-like. Gene Ontology annotation, molecular function: acetylcholinesterase activity. The transcript is spliced from 5 exons. The coding region runs from base 1 to 1890 and encodes 629 amino acids. NCBI's taxonomy places the organism in Eukaryota, Metazoa, Arthropoda, Arachnida, Araneae, Uloboridae. Gene Ontology annotation, cellular component: plasma membrane. Gene Ontology annotation, biological process: acetylcholine catabolic process; choline metabolic process. The record is from RefSeq and is a predicted model, not a curated record.
AUGACAGCUAGCGGUUAUGACGGCGUUAGAGAAGGGCUCAGUUUAGUCAUCCUUUGUCUCCUUGUGACCCUCUUAACUUCAAAACGACUACUAGUGAAUUUACGCUUGAAAAUGAGUGCACAGAUAUACCUGCUGUUGUUAUGCCUCUUCAGAACGGCAGCAUCCGAUAGAGUAGUCAUGACCAACAAUGGACCCAUUCAAGGGGUGACGCAGAGUGCUGACUCAUUCGAAGUGGAAGCAUUCCUAGGAAUACCAUACGCCGAACCACCUAUGGGGAGACUGAGGUUUAUGAAACCUGUUCCCAAAACAUCUUGGUCUGGAGUCUUGGAUGGUUCGAUUCUGCCACCACCGUGCAUACAGAACAGCACACAGAAAUUGUACUUCAUGCCAGACAUUGACAACAUGUCUGAAGACUGUCUGUAUCUGAAUGUUUGGAUUCCGGCUACUGCGUGGAAUGACAUAAAGUUAAAGCCGGUGCUUUUCUUUAUUCAUGGAGGGGCCUUCAACAUAGGGUCAUCCAAUAUGCAGGUGUACAAUGGAGCUAAAAUGGCUGCAUUUGGUGAUGUUGUCGUUGUAACCAUCAACUACAGAAUUGGAGUCAUGGGCUUUUUCUCUGCUUUUAUAGACGGGGCAGUCGGAAAUAUGGGUCUUUAUGACCAGGUACAGGCCCUUAAGUGGUUCAAAGCAAACGCGGAGUCUUUCCGGGGUGACCCCGAGCACAUUGUGCUCAUGGGAGAAAGUGCCGGGGCCAUGUGCGUCUCUGGUCACCUGACCUCACCCCUCACCAAGAACCUCUUCAAGAGGGCCAUUCUACAAAGCGGUGCUGACAUAUCUCCUAUCAUAAUGGACGACAAUGAGCGGGUGUACCAGACGUCGCAGAAGUUGGCCAAACUUGCCGGUUGCGCAGACAAGACGGUGACUUUGAAAUCAAAUCCCCACCUCAUCGUGGCUUGCCUCAAGCGUUUACCCGCCGAUGAACUCUCCCGCCUUGAAGGUCUGUUGAUGAUGCACAACCCUAUCACCUUCUUUCCGAGAGUUGGCGACGAGUACAUGCCCAAGGCGUCCAUCUUCUCUUACAGAGAGGGCAACAUCAUGCAGACGGAAAUUCUGGUUGGAAUCAACGACCAAGAGGGAACUUUCUUUCUGAGUGCCGCGGCACCUCAGUACUUUGGCGUCUACGGUGCCAACAAUGUGAAGACCAUCGGCAAGAGGCUUGCCUAUCAAAUGACUCGUGUCAUCUUCAAGAACACUGAACAGAAACAAGAGGCGGAGAUCGCUGACUUCUAUAUCAACACCUUGCAGAACGCCACUUCCGACACCUACACUUAUGCCAUUGCUCAGUCUCUGGGAGACUGGCUCAUCAACUGCGCUUCCGUUUUCUUCGCAGAGCUCAACUCAUUGGCAGGAAACAACGUCUAUUACUAUGUAUUCAAGAAGAGGCCGGAUUCUUCUCCUCUGGCAGAAUGGAUGGGAACGACGCAUUUUGACGAAAUACAGUACGUAUUCGGAAAUCCUUUGCAUGACAACUUCACUAAGGAAGAGGUUAAAUUUAGCAGGAGGAUGAUGGCUCGAUGGAUAUCUUUCAUCAAAAAGGGAGAUCCCAACAUUCAAGACAGCAUCCGAUGGGAGCCAUUCAGCUUGGAAUAUCCGGAAUAUUUGUUGAUAGACUCCGAAGAGAGCGUCCAUUUAAGGCCGACCGGACACCGUUGCGAGUUCUGGCGGGAUCGAUUCCAUGCGGACAUCACUCCGAACAUGGUGGAAAACCUGAGACGAGAUAAGGUUUCCGGUAGCCAUGCAAUAUCCGCCAACUUCAUCGUUGUCACAUUCUCUGUCCUUUCUCUAUGUUUCUUGUCACAUGAUGUGAUGAUGAGACUCAGUGUUGCCAUUUAAGAAGUGAUGUUCUGAGAGACGAUCGUACUUUGCUAUGGGUUUCUGUUGUGUGACACCAGGUGCAUGAAAGUACUUGGUUCCUCACUCAACAAAAUCAUUCUGUGCCAUUACACGAAAAAGUCAACCGCUUGUCCCGCAUGAGACGGUUCAUACAUUUCAUUAAAAUUAAUUAUUUUAAAGGGUAAUGACGAAAUUUUUGCUCAAGGUAUCACACAUAAGUUUGUAAUUUGUUAAGCAGAAAAAAAUUGUUUAACAAUAUUUUAAUUAUUAUUCUUUGUGACAUAUAUAAGGCGUCACGUGGGGGACAAAAUGACCGUUUUCCGUGGAAUGGCCCUUCUAGACAAUUGUACAUCGAUAGAGUGUAAACGAGACUAUAAUUUCUUGUAAGAGCUUUGAAAGUGUGGAAGUUAUUUCACAUUAGGAAUGUUCUAUAGUGGAUUUCAUUACGUGGAACUCACUUCAUUUUAUGGUGACUUUAAUGGUGAUUUCAUAUUGUUAAGUUACUUUACUUUAUGAUGACUAUAAUGCUGAUUUCAGAUCAAUUUCGACGGCCACAAAAUACAUCGAUUGCAAUAGGUUGUUGCCAUGGUUAUCAUGACGAUUACAACGAAGAUUUAUAUACGUCAUGGCGCAAUCAACCAAUCAAGGUUCCCUAAGUGAAAUUAAUGGAGAAAAAUUGCUGAUGAGUAAGCAAUGAGAAACAUGAGAGUGUGUUAUGUAGAACUAAUAGGCUUCUACAAAAUCUUUGUUUUUGUCCCUGUCGAUGUGAUACCAGAAAAGGAGAAUUAAUGUGAUAUUACGAAGUGUAUUCAUUUCAAUUUGGUAGUUUCCCAUGCUGCUAUGGGACACUUUGUGUGAUUUUCAGUUUACUGCAGAGAAAUCUGCAUAACCUGAAGAUUUUUUUCUCAAUAAGUGUUCAUGGCUAGGAUAUGCUGGGAUGUUACAUAUGUUUAUAGAGAACAUUUACAAACAAUCAUUCUGAUACAUAAACUUCAUUUUUGUGUGCCAUGUUCAAAAAAUGUAUUUCAUGACUUAAACGCAACAGAUGAAAACGUCAAGUAUCUGCUGAGAAUUAAGAAGUAAGGAAAAAAAAAUUCCACCUGCGUGUUUUUAACAGGGAUCUCUUACUCAAACCACAAUGAGAAAUAGUAGAAAUGCCAUCUAUUGCUGUUGGAGAGUCUGUUCUGAAAUAUUUGAAAACCGAUAAUUUUGUCUCUCAAAUUAUGAGAAGUGCUGUAUUAGCUAAUGCAUGCUAUUAUUUAAAUAUUUAAAUCAGAGACGCCCCGAGCGCAAAUUUUUAGAAGGACGGAAAUUCUCAAUUUGCCGAAUGGAACUCUAAAUUUUCCAGAAGAUGACGAUUUUGUCGAAUGGAACUCCAAAUUUCGACGAAUGAUGAUAAUUUUGCCGAAUGGAGCUCCAAAUUUCGCCGAAUGGAGCUCCACAUUUCACCGAAUUACGAUAAUUUUGCCGAAUAGAACUCCAAAUUUUGCCGAAUCGUCAGACAAAAUUUGCAAAUUAAGGAUUUUUGGGAGAUCGCGGUGACCUACCGUGACCUGCAUCGGGGUGCCUCUGAGUUAAAAUAUUAAUUUCACUAAUGUAUUAAUAUUUGAAUGCAUUUGUGCGAAACAAUCCUUUUAACACAUAUACUCUUAUGUUCAGAUACUUGAUUACCGACAAUUUUUCUCCAUUCCCAGUUCCCAAACUGCAAAUACCUAUACAUACUAUAAUAGGUAAAGAGCGUGACAACAAGUUUUUUCCUAUGAUUUGACUAUUGUUCCAAAUGGUAAGCUCAAAGACAUGAAGACUGAUUUCUUUUAUUCCCGAAUCAAAGUGUAGUUCAAAAUUUGAAUAUCCUCACAGUUAAGGGAGUCAAUAUUAUGAACAGUAGGGUAACGCACCAGUAACAGACAAAGGUCCAGUAACAGACAGUUGUAAGUUUGGAUUUGAAUAAUUAGAUUUUUAGGCGGAUAAAACUGAUGUUACUAUAAAUACUGUGCAACCAUCUAGUGUUUAUCACAGUGAAUUUUAUAAGCCAGUUGGUAUUUACAAAAGCAAUAGUGGAAGGUUAUGAACAAGCCACCACGAGGUCUGCCGGUGUUCCGUGUUCAUUUGAAUUUAAUAAGGUUUUAGAUACGUGAAAUACACCCCCAGCUCAGUGAAUUCCAGCCGAGGACUGCAGUUUCGUGCUUAUUAGCAGUCAUCAGCCCGGCAUAGGAGUGACUGAGCUGGAGGUGGAAAACCUCUUAAGGAAGCCUAGAGUGCCAACUGAGGCCUUAACUGAACUGUUUUCACGUAUUUCUGCCUUAGCCCUGGCAAUAGGGCGGUAACUUACUGAAUAAGGUUUUAGAUGUUUAAAAAAAAAUUUUUUGCAAAUUUUGAAGAGAAAAGGGGAAUUCUGUCCAUUACUCAUCCUAUCUGUUGCUGGGUUUCAUCAGAAUUUUGGUGUCUGUUACUGGGGGGUCGGACCUUUUUACGAAAUUGAGCAAAUAAAAAUAGAAUUAACUAACUCAAAGGAUCCAGAAGCAGCCAAACGCUAAAUGAGAUAUAGUUGCAUGAGAGAAAAAUAGUUUUAAAAGUCUAAAUACAUUAAAAUGCUCAGAAAAUUGAGUUAACCUGAGAGUGAUGUCUUAAGCAUGUAUGUUACUGUUGCCGUUACCCUGCUUAGUAUUUGAAAUCAUCUGCAUAUUGUCCUCGCCUCAUCUUCAGCGGUUCGCCCCAUUCUAAUCAACAGUUUGCGGAUGGUAGACAUAGUUCUGCAGAUAAAUGUUAGUAAACUUUGUAUGAGCUUCAAAUUAUUUAAUUUUUACAUCAUUUCAUCCCGAAAAAAGUGUUAUACUAUCUAGAAGAUCGGUAUAAUUCAAAAGAACUAAGGCUUUCAAGACUGAUAUCAUUAGUAUAACUAUUUUACAACCUUAAAAGCAAAAUCCAUUUAUCAUUUUCUUAUAUGCAAAUGUUUUGCCUUGCUAAAAUUCGCCUUAACAGCAGACUUCAUGACAGCAAAAAUAUUUCAGCAUGCAGCAAUACCAAAGAGGAUGAACCAAUCAGAAGCAAUGUCACCAAAUCUCAGACUGAUAGCUUGUCCAAGGCAUAGAAUAAUUCUUAGGCUAUGUGCAAUAUACCGACAUCCCAGUUAUGCCACCCAAGAGACUGAAGUUUUGGCCUUGUUUUGGAUUCAUCAAUCUAGAAUAUACAGUACCUGGAAGCACAUGUCAUAUCAUUGAAGCUGAUAAUGGCAACAAACUAAAAUAAAUUUAGCACACCAACGAGAGUGCAUUGGUGCAGUUCAACUCGUCAGUUGAAGGCAAAACUUGGGCGCUAAGUUACGUUAAAGAAAAGUUUGUAGUCUCUAUAUGACGUAAAUAGUUUAUCGGUAUAUUGCAUGUAGUUCUGCUUAGCCCUGGCUAAAGGGCGGUAACUUACUACUUAUUGGUCUAUGGUACAAGAAAGAUUAAAAUUAACAUUCUUUAAAAAAAAUUAAAAAUGGGCCGUCUUUGUCAUUUGAAGAAUUCUGAGAUAUGUCUACCGACAUCGUAGCCAGAAACAGCAAACCUCAUUAGAAUAGAAAAUAACUUUUUUAGUACAACUUGAACUCGCGAAGUUUUUUCCCUUGAUUUCUUUGCAAAGUUGAACAGUUUAUCUCAGAUGAAAAUACAACAGAAAAUAUGUAAGUUGGUUUCAUUAUGCUUUGUUGUUGUUCUCAUUAUCAACAAAUUUGCUGCUAAGUGUGUAUGAAGAACUUUCUAGACAUGAAGCUUAUUUGACGGUACUUCAUAAGGGUUAUAUAUUCAAUCCCCCACGAGUUAUCCUAAAAUGCAAACAAAAGCAUAGUUUACAUUUUUCUGCCAAACUACAAAGACAUUAUAAUCUGACUCUGAUAAGUUAACUUUCGAUCAACUGACGCUUAAACGAUUCCAUUUGUAAUAAGGGUAAGGAAAGUCGGUUGCUUGGGCGAUAACGAUCAUUGUCGUUGUGCCAAGAUUUCUACCUCUUUCAAUCCAAUUAUUAAUAUCUUGUCCAAGAUCGAGCAUCUUGUUACCAAAGCUAUUUUAUAACCAAUGAAGAGGUGCAAUGAACAAAAACUUUAUUAUUUCAAAAGUUGGAGGUUUGCAGACAAGCAGUUUGUCAGCUGAGUGUAAAUUUCGUUUUAAGAACUGAUCAGUGCCUAAUAAAAGCCAAUUCCUAUUUUCAUGUAGGUACAUCUUGUUGAUUUUAUUUCUCUCACAAUUUAACUUAGUUUCAUUCAAAGUAUUAUUUUUGUUAAAAGCCAUCGCAAAUUCUUAGUGUCAUUUCUGUGAAAUGUAAGUUUACCUUUCUAGCGUCAUAUUGUUAUUUUGUUGAAUGUGUACUGUAAAUGUGUCAAAUUGUAUGUUUCAUAUAAAGCUAGAAUAAAUGUUGUAUUUU